This is a messenger RNA of Cuscuta epithymum, 703 nucleotides long. Lineage: Eukaryota; Viridiplantae; Streptophyta; Magnoliopsida; Solanales; Convolvulaceae. The record is from the annotation of a GenBank genome assembly.
UCCAAUUUCUCUUCUUCUCCAAAUUUCGGCCAUCUCCUUCAUCUUAACCCAAGUUUUCAUGGCUACACAAAGAGAACACCCCCACCCCGGGCUCAUAAAACGUUCCGUAUUAGUGAUGAUACCUGGAGAACAUCGUGCUGAUAAUGUGGGAAAAAGUGAAGCGUUGAGAGUCUUGAAACUGAGGUGCAUUACUUACCCGAAAUCUGCCAAGGACGAUGACGAAUGUCAUCCUAGAGUCGUAGAACUGCUGAGGGCAUCAGGCUUUCACGUAGCUGAACGAUUAGUAAAAAUCAAAAUUGAUUGGGGUCUUAUCACCGCAUUGGUUGAGAGGUGGAGACCAGAAACACAUGCUUUCCAUUUACCUUUUGGCAAGGUAGGCAUUACCUCUCAAGAUGUACAAGUGCUGAUGGGGUUACCGAUUGACGGUCUCCCACUUACUGAGCCCUCAUCCACAGUUGGUAGUUCCUAUCACACGCAUGAAGUUCCCGAACAUCAACAGUGGCCUAAUUUUAGUUGGGUUGAGAUAUUUGGCAAUGAUCACCUCAGUGGAGCGACCGGCGGUGCAGGGCCGAGCUCACAAUAUUAGUUUAUAAUAUUUAUAUUACCGUAAUAGUAUUAACAUUAAUGUAAUAAUAUCUUUGUGUGAUGUAGUAUUAUAAGUUUAAUACGGAGUAAUAUGAAUGUUAUUGCCAUAAUAUUCAGC